AUGUUCAUGUCUCGGAAAACCCUCCAACGAACCAACUCUUCGUCUUCGGUGUCAUCGACGUCGUCAAACUCGUCAACGUCCACCGUGACCUCGAAUGCCCAGCCCAACGGCAACUCCAUGCCUGUCGCCGGAGACCAGACUGGUUGGCCGAAUACGGCCUCGCGAAAGAGGCCGCAGACGAAGGGUCCGUGGUUGAAUGGGAAACCAGAAGCAUCUUCGGACUUUUCGAGGGCGACUCCGGCAAGGCCCCCGAUGAGUAACGGGAUGAAUGGCGCGUCGGCCUUGCACCCGCCCCAGUCCAUUUUAACCCCACAGAAUCAGAUAUUACCCCAAAAUGGGAUGCCCAGGCCCGGCGCCGAGAGCAUGGCCUCGGGACGCCAGCCGGUGCUUUCUCUUCUGUCUCUGAAUGGCUCCUUCGACCGCAAGACUAUCUCGGUUCCAUUCCUCCCCGAUACACUCCGGAUCGGCCGGCAAACAAACGCAAAGACCGUGCCGACACCACUGAACGGGUUCUUUGACAGUAAAGUGCUGUCAAGGCAACACGCUGAAGUAUGGGCGGAUUCUAACGGGAAGAUUUGGAUUCGUGAUGUCAAAUCCUCAAACGGAACGUUCGUCAACGGGACCCGGUUAUCCCCGGAGAACCGAGAGUCAGAACCACACGAGCUCCAGACCCAAGAUCACCUCGAACUUGGCAUCGACAUUGUGAGCGAGGACCAGAAGACCGUGGUGCACCACAAAGUUGCAGCGAAGGUCGAACACGCCGGAUAUAUUACUCCGACAAAUAAUCUGAUUGACAUGAAUUUGGGAGACCUUGAUCCUUCAAGCAGCACGAUGAUGCUGCCUCUCAAUGGUUUGCCCUUCAGAGGACGGGCUGGUAGCCAGGCCUCUAUGGCCAGCAAUAGCCGCGUCGUCCCUGGUAAUGGGGCAGGGCCAGCCAAUAAUAACAGCAUGGCACAGCAACGCCAGUUCUGGCUGAAUCCAAUAACCACGGAACAUAUAGUAAAAAAGCUCCAUAAUGAGAUGCGAAACGCAAGGUUGCAAACCCAAGACCUAGCUCGAACUAGCCAGUUCAUCAAUGCGCUCCUGUCGAAAGAAGACGUCAAGAACCAAGAUAAACCCGAAGCCCCCGAGCCUCCAAAGACACACAUGACGAACGGCAAUGUAUCAUUCCGGUCAGACGGGGGCAAGACACGAUUCUCGGAGCCUCCCGCCCCGCCUCCAUCCCAGCCUCUUCCAGAGAAGCCGGAUGUUGCACGACCCAUAUCAUCGGACAUCCCAUCGCUAAAGCGAGGCAUUACGGAGCGUCCAAAGUCACAUCCGUCGAAUACUUCGCCCAUCCGCCCUGACAACAACCUCAGCCAGAUCCUCCAGCUGACCGAGGAGCUCAAUAAGGCCAAGAAGGAACUGGAUGACCACUCGGCUCGCGUGCGGGAUCUUGAAGAGAAGCUGAUCGAGGAGCGUGAAGCUCGACAACACGCGGAGGAGAUGGUGCAGAAAAUGGAGGAGAGCAGCCAUGUCAAGAUGAAUGGUUCAGCCGGGGCCCCUCUUGCUAAUGGCCACGCGGAAUUGGAAAGAGCCUUCGAUCCUCCAGCAGAACGGCCCCCGACACCCGAGCCAGUCGUCUCUCUAGGGAAUUCCGAGGAAGGUCUCCCACCUCAGCCAGACAAGAUCGAGGCGUUGGCAGCCGUCUUCCAAGCCCGUAUAGACUCGAUGGCUUCAGAGAUGAUGGGGCUGAGGGAUCAAGUGGACGCCUUCCGGCAGCGUGCAGAGAAGGCUGAAGUCGAGCGGGACCAAGACCGCAAAACCCUUGCCGAGAUGGUGAUACAAAUUCGCCAACGCGAUGAAAAGGAGAAGCAGGCGGCCGAGAGGAAAUCGCGGUCACCUUCAUCACCAUUACCAACUCAAGAUGGGGGCGUCGAGGAGCAGGCCCCGGUGGUGAACGGCGCUAUACCGGAAGCGAAGGGACAGAUUGAUGGAUCCGCGGAUGACUUGGUGGAAGUGCCUACGCUUUCGCGUGCGAACACUAUCACCCCGGCUGUGCGAGCCCUGGCAGUCCCUCCACAAGAUCCGGCGUUGAUACAGACGCUCCCUUACGCAUCCAUGAUUGGAGUCGUGCUCAUCGGGAUGGGACUAAUGGCUUACCUGAACGGCUGGCAGCAUCAACCAAGAUUAGAACGUUAA
This is a messenger RNA of Lasiosphaeria miniovina, 2181 nucleotides long. RefSeq lists its product as uncharacterized. Lineage: Eukaryota; Fungi; Ascomycota; Sordariomycetes; Sordariales; Lasiosphaeriaceae. Gene Ontology annotation, cellular component: cytoplasm. The record is from RefSeq and is a predicted model, not a curated record. The transcript has 2 exons. Gene Ontology annotation, molecular function: protein binding. The coding region runs from base 1 to 2181 and encodes 726 amino acids.